Molecule: messenger RNA, 6378 nt
Organism: Epinephelus moara (kelp grouper)
Lineage: Eukaryota; Metazoa; Chordata; Actinopteri; Perciformes; Serranidae
Gene: zbtb3
Product: zinc finger and BTB domain containing 3
Exons: 4
Coding region: 202-2079 (625 amino acids)
Biological process (GO): regulation of transcription by RNA polymerase II
Cellular component (GO): nucleus
Molecular function (GO): protein binding; RNA polymerase II cis-regulatory region sequence-specific DNA binding; DNA-binding transcription factor activity, RNA polymerase II-specific
Source: RefSeq, a predicted model, not a curated record
CGGCACCACCGAGGAAUAGCUGCAUUUUGUCCUGGAAGAAAACAGACAGCUGCUACCUACAGAUUCAGCUCUCAGACAAAGCUGCCAGUGGACUGAGGACUUCGGGCAGGUCACCAUGGAAACGUAACGUUAGAUACGUUAACGGACUCUCAACUGUCAGUAAACAGUGUUUAAAGAGAGAAGUCAGCCCUACCUAACGUGAUGGAGUUCCCGCAGCAUUCCCAGCAGCUGCUGGCAGCUCUGCGUUCACAGCGCCAGCGGGGUUUCCUUUGUGACUGCACAGUCCUGGUGGGCUCAUCCCGUUUUCUGGCUCACAGGGCUGUUCUGGCUUCCUGUUCGCCUUUCUUCCACAUGUUCUUCUCAGACUCUCCAGGGGUCAUUGGUGGAAAUGGCGCCAGCAACUCUGUCACACUCGACAGCGACAUUGUCACGGCUGCUGCGUUUGGAUUGCUCUUGGAAUUUGUCUAUGAAGGCGUGCUGCAGCAGGGUGAGUCUCCACCCGUGGAGGACAUAUUGGCGGCUGCAAGCUUUCUGCACAUGAACGAGGUGGUGAGAGUCUGCAAGAGACGAUUGCAGAGACGAGGACCUCUGGCUGAGGCAGACAGCACUCGAUCUGAAGAGAGCGCUGGUGCAAGGAGGGCAGUAGAAACAGGAAGAGGGGUUGGGGGUGACGGAGGAGAAGAGCCUGUGGUGGCCAUGGCAGGAGAUCACUUGAAUCCAGUUGCCAUGGCAGCGCCACUCUCAUCAGAGAGAAGUCAGUUGGAGCCUGUGAAGUGUGAACGGAGGACUGGUGGGGGGUCAUCAGAGGCACGAGUUCAGACUCCUCUGAGCCCUGACCUCGCUGAUACCACGCAGCCAGGCAUGGACGCCCCUCCUCUGCCCCCAUGUGGAGAGCUUGUUCAGGAUGUCAUCACAGGUCGGUCUGCCCCUGCCUCAGGGGGACACGCCAGGCUGGGGACUGGAGCUCCUGGAGAGGGGUCAGCUCUCUGUAGCCCAUGCAGCACCACUGAGACAUACAGCCACAGCAGUAACCAGCAGCCUUCCUCGUCUUCUUCCUCUCUGGUGCCAGUGAGCCAGGCUAGUGGUCGGUCAGUAGUUGCUUAUUCCCAGUCAGGACCCAGCCCCCAGCAGGACGCACCCCGACUGCCACACAAUGACUCUGUAAGGAAACCCUCAGAGGCUGACCACAGAGGUACAUCAGGCAGAGGACAACAGAUGGUCAUGUUAAUCCAGCCAUCAGCACUAACUUUACAUAACCCAACACACUCGCCACCACUGCGUGCACUUCCCCAGAUUCGAAUCCAGAGCGCUGUGUCGCUCCAACGCCAAAGCUUGGACUUCCACUCUGCUCCUCAGAACCAAACCCCGAAGGCACCUGAGGGGAAUGUGGGAGCUUCACCCACUGCUAGAAGUGAAAGAUCUCACCCUCCUGUGGGCAGAGCGAGGACAGACAAUGAUGAUGGAGAGAAUGUGAAAGUCAAAGUGGAGGCCAUUGUUAUAUCUGACGAAGAGCUAGAGGAGGAGAGAGAGGAAAGUAGAGAAAGAGAACAAGUGAUGGAAGUAGAAGAUGAGUUUGAAGAAGAAGAGGAGCUGCACAGCCCUCAGUUUCUCUCCUCCCACCAACAGGGCCUCUUACAAAUGACCUCCCAUUCAAAUGACUAUUCCUUCCCCCUCUCUCCCUCCUCUUCCUCCUCUGGUGCCGGGCCUUCCUCACAGGACACUUCUUCCUUUGCCCACAUUCCUCCGUCUGCAGCUCAGCAGCAUUCAGACCCUCCUGCCUACUUCCAGGACUUCCAGGACUCUAUGGGGAACUUUGUGGAAGACGUCCCCACAUGUGGAGUAUGUGGAAAGACUUUCUCAUGUACAUACACACUAAGGCGCCACGCCAUCGUGCACACACGUGAACGUCCUUAUGAAUGUCGCUACUGCUACCGGAGCUACACGCAAUCGGGUGACCUGUACAGACACAUACGCAAAGCUCAUGACCACACACUGCCAGCCAAACGCAGCAAGGCAGACGGGGACCCCUCACUGCCACCACAACCGCCCCCACCACCACCACCACCACCUCUUAGCUAACACACACCAACACACUCUACUGUAUUUCUAUACUCAUGCACACAUACAUACCUAAACUUUAACUUAAUAACCAAACUCUAAUUCUAUAUUCAAACCUAAAUUGAGCAGAGCUGCAACAAACAGUUCAUUUUCAAAUGAAUUUGUUGGUUCUUUUCUCAAUUAUUUGUUUGAAAUAUAAAGUUAUUAAAAAUGUCACACAUCACAGUUGCCCGAAGCCCAAGGUGACAUCUUCAAAUGUGUCAAAAUAUUGUCUUAAUAUUUUCAAAUUUGCACCCUGCAGACACCCAGGCCUUUAUAAGUACAGAAAUACAAGAACUCACACACAGAGUAAACACCAGCGAUGUGGCAGUGACAUCAGCACUCAUUCAUUAAACACUUUAUGUUCAUGUGUGACUGUUGUCUCUUAACCCUAAAACUGAUCUGAUUUUAUGCUAAUAUACCACUCUUUUUUUAAUUUAAGAGGCAUUUUGAGGCAUAUGUUUGUAAUAGUUUUAAUACCUUUAUAAUAAUGUUAUAAUACUAAUCUUUUUAAGCAUCAAGCAUUUUUAAGCAUUUUUCAAAAUCCACGUGACAAAGUGCUUCACAAGGCAGCAAAAAAACAGAAAAGUCAUUAAAUCAUCAGGUUAAAAAAAACUGAUAAAAAACAAUGUGGUGUAUUGAAUCCGAUACAGUGUAGGAAAGGGUAAGAAUAGGAACUUGUUAAGGAAAUAAAAGGCAGUUGAAAGGAAAUUUAAACUCAAUAAAAUUGGAAAAUUCUCUCUGAUUAAAUUAUUUUUUAAGAAAGGACUUAAAGACCUCCUCCAAUGAAAACGUAUUACCCUUAUAACUUAUAAACCUUAUUAAUAUGUCCAUAUGGUGUUUUUAAAAUACUAUUAGACAUAUGAGCAACAUAAGCAGAUCGAAGAACUACAGUGACAGUCUCAAGAACGCACAUUCAGACUGCCAAGGUUUGUUACAUCACAAACCUAAGGAACCAAUCUCGUCAGCUCACAGGGUGAGGCUCUUCAUAUCGUGAGCAUAACGCUACUGGGAAAUUAAACGAUUGUUGUCAGAGGAGGAGCCAGGUUCAUUUUAACUUGUCAGAGCUGUCAAUGGGGAACAUGGUUUAUGUAACAUUAGCAGGUGCGCUCGAGCUGCAGCUGGGUGGCUGAGGGGUGGCUGGAGAUGGUGGUAGGGGCCAGUAUGCAUAUUCAUAGAUCUGCACAUACUUAAUAAGGCAAAUGUAUAAAAUUAAAUCUAAGCCAUUUUAAGGCAUGAAGGGAAGGGAUUUUUUUCACGUAAUUCUGAUGAAUAGAAAUUAGUUUUGGGGGUUUAAUCAAUGCUUGAAGAGGAACUUUAAAAGAGUUUACAGACUCAGCUGAUCUGAUUUCCUCGGGCACAGUCCUGGCACGUUCCAAGUGGACUAACAUCGACAUUAACUUAGGGCUUAUUGGUUGGCUCCAGAGCAGAGUUAGCCAUUGAAAAUUGACUAAACACAGGGUAAAAGUUGCCGGAGCUGAAAAGGAGCUGCUUUGCAUCACAUUUUUGUUGUCCUAUCACACGACUUCUUGGUUUUGUCACCAGUUUGCCUGUACUUUAUGUUUAAGUUGUAACAAUGGUAACUACUACUGUCAGAAACCUUAGGUACCUAGCACACUAGCUAACUUAAUGAAAACAAGAAUAGCAACAUUUCCUCUAUUUGCUGCUGCUGGAAAAGUUAAAACACUAGAUGUUUACUUUUCAUUCUUUUAGCUGUUUUAUCUCUUUUUGAUGUUUUAGCCCCGUCUCAAAUAAAGCCCUGCUACUGGUGACAUUUUAACACUGCUGCUAGUCCUGGGCUGUGCAGUGUGAAAAGCCCUAAAGGUCAGAGAUAUAGCUGUAACAGAGGCCAUGAAAAGCAUUAAAAUUGAUCAGUAACGUCUUUUUGGUUCUGGCAAGUAAAGAGGCAGUAGCAGUAAUCCUGGCGUGAUGAGGCGGAGGUGUGUAAAAUGGUCUUAAUUUAGAUUGUACUUUUUGAAAUACUUCUAACAUGGUUGCACAAGCAUUGUGGUGCUGCUCAAAACUUAAAUUACUGUCAAACAAGGAGCCAAGAUUCCUUUAUCAUUAUUCAUACAUUUGUAUGAGUAUAGAAAAUUAUCAAACACUUCAUUGUUGUAAGAAGAUUCAGUAAUGUUAAAAAAUGUUUCAAAGUGUUGUGUGAUAUCCUUCACUUUGUUCGCUAUAUUAACUCAGAACACAAAUAAGGGAAAGCUGUUGCAUUUUAACUUGAUCAGUUACAUGACAUGUAAUCUGUACGACUGCCUUUUCAGUUUGACUCUGUGCCAGCAAAGUUUGACUGACUGUAAAUGUAGUAAUGUUGUACUGUCUGGUGUUUUAUUUACAAAAUGAAACCUGCACAAAUUUUAAAAUUAUUAUCAGAGAGUGCCAUUUUAUAACUUGUAGUACACAGGGUUUUCACUCACUUUUACCUGUCAGAACAAUUGCUUUACUUUUCUGUGAUACUGUUCUCUAUUUCCAUGACUUAAUUUGAGUAGUGUAAAUGGGUGUGCCUGUAUAGCGAUACAGCCAUACAUAAUUAAACACGCACUUCCCAGGCAUUUCCACUUUACUCGCUCAUUAGAAAUUACUGGCGCCAACUAGCUGCCAAUAGGCCAGACCGGCACAUACGGGUCCUCUGCAAAACAUCAGGGCCACGCCCCUUUUUAGAGGAAAGAUAACAAAAGAUCCUGUAAGUGUCAGUACAAUUUGAUGUGUUUGAAUUAUAAUUCAUUCAUUCUGUAUGUAUUCAUUUCUUGUUAAAUAGGCAUUUCUUUUAUGGGCAUGUCUAAUAAUUGUUUUGUGACCUUGCCUGAACCUGAGCAUUCACAAUACCUUGUUAAAUUAAGGGUGAUCGGCAUCAUGUCCCUUCACUCUUUCCACAUCCAAAUGAAUUAACAUAUUUGAUUGAAUCCUCAGGUAUCGUUUGGCCAAGUGCUGUCUGUAAAUCUCCAACGUGUUAAAAGCCAAAUGUUCAAUCUACAGGCUGAGAUUUACUGUAGUUGGAGACAGUCUGAUGACUGUACUGCAGCAGCGUCCUACUCAAGCUAACGUUAGCUACCCAUCAGUAGUAACUGUCACCAGCAUCAUUUAGCAAGUUUCCACACUGACAGUGAAUUUUCAGGAAUCUUAUGUGCUUAAAAUCUCAGUGUAAAAGCCUUAGUUAACCCUCAACACUACAGCUUUUUGGAAUUUUUCUAUCUCUAUCCUGAUGUGACUGCAUUAUACUUUCCAACCAAAAGGAGGCGCAGCCUUGAAGAUGACGUGAUGCCGGUCUGGUCUAUGUACUACUGUCAAUUCUGUUAAUUCCAAACCAUUUCCAGGCCCUGAAAUUCAUUUUAUCUAAUUUCAUUACAUUUCCAGGAAUUUCAUGACCAUGGAAAUCCAGAAUACAAGCUUUUCCUUGCAUCAGUUUUAAUGAAGCUGCUUCAUCAAUAGCAGAUAUUCACACUACUCUGUAUCUGAUGGCGUAGAAAAUCAGCUGUGCCAAAUGGCCUUUACUUUCCCUUGUUUCAUCACGACCUUAUUUCUUUGAAAAUUGCAGCAAGAAGUCUGAUGAGGGAGAGGCAACUGGCCCAGAAAUAUUAAAGUGUCAGCCAUGCAAACUGAAACUGACAACCCAUCAAUGCAUUUGUAGUAGCUGUCCACAAGAGUUUACUGUAAAGUCAGCCAGAUUCUCUGAUCACUAUGGCUUUCUUAUCCUACUUAUGUUUUUGCCACAUAUUUCAUAGAGUGUUCUGGGCGUUCUCCGUCAGGGUUAGUUUGGGGAUCCACCCUUAAUGUGUUUGGCAUUUCUUACUGCCCAUGUGACUUCUUUAAAUGUUUAAAUUUAAACUUUAAAUGUGCCUAAAUGACUGUUUGACACUUUAGAAUUUGUUGUCCUGCACCAUUUCUACAGUUUCUGUAUGUACUGAUGAAAACUGACUGGUAUUAUCACGCAAACUGAAGUGUUUUGGAUAUUCAGAAGGGACAGUUCAGUCUGUGAUCAUUUUCAAGAGUUUCAUGGUAGCCAGUGUGCAAAAUCUAAAUGUUACCUUGUGAAUACACUGUUGAGUAGAAACAAUGUGGAGGUAAGGUUUCAGUGAAUCAUAAUCACACUGGUUGUUCAGUCAGCAGUAUCUUUUAUUUUCUGUGUUUCACUACAAAAGAACAUAUACAAAAAUAUAAACAUUACAUCUGUUGCUCAUUACUCUGCUAUAGUAACACUGAAUAACACUCGUUAUAAGCCUUUCUUUCACUGAGUGUGGCCGGAAACCUCUUCAGUCUUCCACUGGCCCGUGGAUC